This is a messenger RNA of Penicillium pulvis, 831 nucleotides long. RefSeq lists its product as uncharacterized. NCBI's taxonomy places the organism in Eukaryota, Fungi, Ascomycota, Eurotiomycetes, Eurotiales, Aspergillaceae. The coding region runs from base 1 to 831 and encodes 276 amino acids. The transcript has 4 exons. The record is from RefSeq and is a predicted model, not a curated record.
AUGUGGCUUAAGUUUUGGGCCUGCAUGGCCAUAUUGGCCGGCUCUGUCGCAGCCGUCACGCAGAUCACCGACGAUGAGAUGACUUCGCUUCUCAGCGCCGGCGGCGCAGACCUAGCCAACCUUUACGCGCCCCUGUGGUUCUUCGCCCAAGCCGAGAAUCAACCCCCCUUGCUAUCCAACCUGGGCCUUUGGCGGGUCCCCAAACACGCCGGACACUUACGACGCCGCUCACAAGACCCCAGCCGCAGCCCAAUGCCAGUACCCAAAUGGCCCGCCUUCCCAGUCUACUACACGUUUAAGCAGUGCAAUGAGACUGAAGUGCGCGUUGUCUACAACCUCUUCUAUGAAAAGGAUGGCGCGACAUUUGGUGUGAUCCAGACUGGUCAUAACUAUGAUUGGGAACGGGUGGUUAUCAUUCACUCGCGCGAUGACAAUGACAUGUGGGCGCCUUCGCGUGCAUUGCUGUCCGCUCAUAGCGGAUACCAUAAUUUAGCUUGGGGUGAUAUUCAAAAUACUUUGACGACGGAUCAGAUCAAUGCUGGCGAUGCUAAAGAUCCGAAUGGUGUGCAGGAUGAAGAUCAUCCUAAGGUUUAUGUGGCUUGGUCAAAACAUCCUAACUUUGAUACCCGUAACACGGGGUUCACCGAUCCUAUCAGCCAGUCCUUGGAUGAUGCUUAUCGUAGUGAUGAUUGGUGGCACUAUGUUGGCCCUCAGUACUAUAUCCAUUCCGACAACAGUACUGUGGCCGGUCAAGCUCUUGGAUCUGCUGACUGGGGAAGUGCUACUAGUAACCCGCCCCUGGUGCAAGCCAGUGUUUGUGAUGCAUCUUAA